Molecule: messenger RNA, 367 nt
Organism: Nilaparvata lugens (brown planthopper)
Lineage: Eukaryota; Metazoa; Arthropoda; Insecta; Hemiptera; Delphacidae
Product: probable serine hydrolase
Source: RefSeq, a predicted model, not a curated record
ACAAAAAUGUGGUCUGCUGUGUAUGGGUUGAACUUGUGAAAGGUCAACAUCACGACGUCAGUUAUUUAUUCACAACAUUCCACCAAGAUAAUGAUUAAAAACCAAAAUUUCUAGUUGAUAUUAUCCCAAAUCACAUUGGAAACCAAUAAUUAUGGAAAGAUCUUAUGAAGACAUUGAUAUUCCCGUACCUUGGGGUCAUAUAAGCGGUAAAUGGUGGGGUCCCAGAGACCAACAGCCGAUUUUAGUGUUGCAUGGUUGGCAAGACAAUGCGGCCUCUUUUGAUAAGUUGGCUCCCCUGCUUCCCCAUCACAUCAGCCUGCUUUGCAUUGAUAUGAUUGGACAUGGCAGAUCUUCUCACUUUCCCAAG